This is a messenger RNA of Closterium sp. Naga37s-1, 3849 nucleotides long. NCBI's taxonomy places the organism in Eukaryota, Viridiplantae, Streptophyta, Zygnematophyceae, Desmidiales, Closteriaceae. The record is from the annotation of a GenBank genome assembly.
CUGUUGCGCGUCUGCUCGCGCCACCCCCGGCGGCAGGCGGACGCCGUCCUGCCCGCCCUCUCCCGCCUGCUGGACCUCCAAGCGCGCCUCACUGCCGCGCGCGCCCCCCUCGGGGGAGCCCUGCGCGCAGAAGGGGAAACUCAGGGGACUGAGAGAGCCGAGGGAACUGAGUGCGCGGAAGAGAGUGGAGGAGGGGGAGGGGGGAGGGGUGAGGCAGGUAGGGAAGGAGGCGGAGGUGCAGCAGCAGGGGAAACGUCACUAGCGGCAGCAGCAGCAGCGCCGCUCGCAGCACCGCUCACAGCACCGCUAGCAGCAGCAGCAGCAGCAGCAGCAGCAGCGCCACCACCAGAGUUGUUGCCGUGGCAGCAGCUGGAGGAGCAACUUUCUAUGGACGAACCAGAUAAAAGCCUAGCAACCCGAGAACCCGGGGAGGAGGAGGGGCGGGAGCAGGUGCAGGUGGGAGCGGGGCAGGUUUCGGGGCAGGCGCAGGAGGAAACCGUCGAGGGGGGUCGUUUUCGGUUAAGGGGAAUCUGUUUUCCAAAGGGUUGGGGGGGGGAGGAGGUGAGUGGAGGGAAGUUUACCCCGUCAGGAGCUCGCCCUCCCCCCUCGCCUUCCUCCCCUGCUAACAAGCAGCAUGGGAGAGCGGCGAGCCAGUUUCUGUUUGACGAUCCGAUGCUGAUUGAGUACAACGCGUCGCUGUCCGCCCGAGCCUCCUCGCCGCUAGGCUCGGGCCGAGCCUCGGGGGCAGGUUCGGAAGGUGGGGCAGCGGGCGGUGGGGGAGGGGUUGGAGUGAGUGGUGGACCUGGUCCGUCGCUGUUGUCUCCCAUGGGUGGUGGGACAGGUUCGUCUCUGUUGUCUCCUGUGGGGUGUUCUACCCCUCAAUCCACGCUCUCUGAUGCUGUGCUGACGGCUACUGCUAGCAGCAGCACGAACACGAGUAGCAGCAGCAUUGCUGCCGUGAGUGGGCCGUUGGAGAGCUUGUUUAUUGGGUCGGAUGUGACAGGAGCGGCGGGCGCAGCAGGCGCUGCUGCUGCUGGCACUGGUGGUGGGGGUGGGAUUAGUGAGAGCAGGAGUGUUGAUGGGGUUAGCAGCAUUGGCGUGAUUGAAGGAGGAGGGGGUGUGAUGAAAUCCCGAUCCGCCACCCAGCCAACGCUGCAGAAUUCCUCGUCCUUCCCUGUUCAAGAGAACAAAUUCGGGAUUAUAUCGUCUAAUUCCUUAUCUCUGCAUCGCUCUGCUGCUGCUAGUGCUGUUGGGGAUGGAGACUCCACCGCUCCGCCCCCUAGAAUCACCAUUCCCCCAGUUUAUUCCGAUGGGUCUGGCAAGGCGCGCCAAGCAACAGUGGAGAGUGCAAGCAUGAAGGAGUACACAGCAGAGGAGACGCAGGCCAUGGCCAAGGCGCGCCAAGCAACGGAGGCGAGUGCGGUAGAGAGUGUGAGCAUGAAAGAAUAUACCGCAGAGGAGACACAGGCCAUGGCGUGGACGGAACUGGAGCCGCUGAUCAAGCUGUGGAUCAGAGAUACCAGCAUCCUGUGCGCUGCACCAGGAAGGGGAGGGAGGGGGCCGGGGAUGGGGGGGAGAAAGGGGGUUGGGAGGGGCUCACAGUGGGGCCAUGUGUUUCUCGAAAGAGUGUUGAGUGAAGCUGCGAUGAAACUGCGUGUUUUCUUCUUCUCCGAGCAUCAGCUCAUCAAGGGCGUAUCUGACUCAACUCCUUUCCACUCCCAUCCCCUCCGUCACCCUCCAUCACCCUCCCUCACCCUUCCUUACCCUCCCUUGCCUCCCCUUGCCCUUUUUGCCUCCCCCCACCAGCUGCGAGUUCUCUUCUUCUCCGAGCAUCAGCUCAUCACGGGCGUUCUCGACGCCUCUCCACCCACCAGCAAUAGCAGCAGUACCCUCCCUCCCUUACUCUCCCUUGCCCCCCUUGCGUUUCAACCCUAUGCUCCUCCCCCACCAGCUGCGUCCGUUCCUGACUCUGCCUCGGACCUCCUCUUGCAUCCUGGCCCCAUGUGUGAAACACCUGACGAAACUCCUGAGCCUGUUCCUGAGGAGCUGAAGGCGAAUGACAGCACAACCCACAGCUUGCCCAACAGCACAUCCCAGAGCACACCUGAGAACACACCUGAGGGAGCACCUGAGAAUACACCUGAGAAUCCACCUGAGAAUACACCAGAGAGCAGCAGCAAGCGCAUGGAGCAGGUUGCCCGGAAACCCGGGGAGCACCUGAUGAGUCCGGACAGCGUGUUUCGGCAUCUAGUUGGGUCGGUGGGCGGCGUGAAAUCGACCCUGUGUGCACUGUGCGCGAAUGCUGCAGCCAUUGCGGCCUCUAAGAGCGCCCCUGAGAAGAUAUUCACCCUGUUGGAGGCAUACCGCACCGUGGCUGACCUCUCCCCGCAGGCCCUCCCAGUGUUCCUCGCUCUCCCCAAGAGCGACUCCGACGAUCCCUUCAAGCUCUGCAGCGCCUCUCACAUCUCAGCCCCUCCUUCCUCCUCUCCACUCCAUCCCUUCCCUUCUUGCAGCAGGCCCUUUCCGUGUUCCUCGCUCUCCCCAAGAGUGACUCCGAUCCUUUCAACCUCUGGCAGCGCCUCUCGCAGCUCUUUGCCGGAGCCAUCUUUGCCACUCUGGACGAUCUCAACCCCCUCUCUCAACCACUCCAUUUCCUCCCUUCCCCUUCCUUUUUUCCUUCGACUCCCGCUCCCGUCCUCCUCCCACGUGCACUCCUCACCUUCUCCCCCCCAGGCCCUACCAGUCUUCCUCGCCCUCCCCAAGAGCGAUUCAGACGAUCCCUUCAAGCUCUGGCAGCGCCUCUCGCAGCUCUUUGCCGGAGCCAUCUUCGCCACUCUGGACGAUCUGAACCGCAUUCUCAGGGACGUGGCAGCAUUCGUGCCGGCAAAUCAGGCGUCUGGUAGUUCACCGAUGAAGAAGAAGCUGCUCAGGCUGAUUCACUGGAAGUCCUCGGAGCAGAAAACAACCAACGAUGAAGAAGUGGAUAUUGGCGUGCAUAAAGUGACAAGCUACGUUAUUAACUUCAUCGCACAACUAAUGGAUCGGGAGAGCCGUGCCGACCACUAUGGAACCCUAGAAAUGGUCUAUAAGAGGCACGCAGCAGAUAAGAGGCUCAUAGGCCUGGCUACUAUAGGCGGGGCGAGUUUCAGGGAGAGGGGAGCGGGAGGGGGAAGCGGAGGGGGGAAGGCGGGGGGGAGCAGCGGAGGGAGCAAGACGGGGGGGAGUAAACUAGGAGCAGUGCAUAGCGGGCAGAGGGGUCACAGCAGCAGAGGCAUGCAGGGUAGCCAGGGCAGUCAAGGCAGUCAAUCAAGUCAAAGCGGCGGUCAAAGCGGAGGUCAAACGAGUCAAGGUGGGGGUCAAGCAAGUCAAGGGGGGAAUCAGCUGCAGCAUCCGAGUGCGGGCGGCAGGCGCCAGCUGGCGGCGGAGAUGGAGGGGUUGCUGGAUUCGUUGUUAUUCAACAUGGAGGCGAGAGGGCGGGCGAUACAGGACCCUGCGAUGGGGGCGCUGUUUGUGAUGAACAACGCUCACUAUGUGGCAGGCAGCAUUGUCACAACGAGGAUGAAGGACGCACUGAAGCAGCAGGACCGCAUUGCAGCGUAUGAGGCAGCCUUUGAUAAGGCAGGCCUGGCAAAGCUCAUGGCAUGCUUGGCGCCUGAGGAGGUGUCUGCAAAGCUCAGCGCGGAUGCAGUCAAAUCCAGGCUGAAGAAGUUCAACUCGGCGUUUGAGGAGGUGGCGUUGGAGCAGAACAGGUGGAUCGUGAUCAGCGACUCGCAGAGGAAGAAGACGAGGAUCCGCUUUGCACGCACGCUCAAGAACGCAUACCUGGAGUUCCUCACACCCCACAGGUGA